ACUGGUGAAAUUGUGCUCCGGCGAGAAGAGAUGUUCCAUCCAUAACUCUUUCAGCGCAGUGGCCAGUCGUCGUUUGCUAGAGCAACUUUUAGUUCAAUAGUAGAGCACUUCCCAUCAACAUUGUCAGUGGUUUAUAUGUAUACCUCCGUAAGAAAGUGGAAUAUACUAAGUGCAGAAAAAAAUCUAGGAUCCUAAGUGCUGUUUUGUUUUGUGCUACGUAAUUUUGCAUCUUGAAAGAGCUUCGAAACCGGUCUUGAUCGGAUUUCAAUUUGUGUGAUUUUUAAUUGGGAAUUAGUUACCCACUGCAGUGCCCCGAUGAGGACCCCUCUCCUCCCCGCGUGAUGCGUCUGCGUGCCUACAUGCUUUCUUGUGAAGAAGACCGAUGCUGCUGCCAGUGUCGAUCCGGUGCCGAUCGGCUCAGUGCUCCCGGACAGUGGAUGUAUGGUCCGGUCCGUUCGUCUGAACUCGCUCACAAGCACGCCUCUCUCCAAAAUGCCCACGAAGUGAAAAUGGGCAUUAAAGAAGAAUACUUUCAAAAAGCAAUUUCUGCUGGAGUUGAUCAUAUUGGCUGUGCUAAUCCACUGCAAACUACUUUAUUAAAAGAAGAAAAUUUAUCAACUUCUAGCAAACAUUUCGAAAAUAGUAUCACAUCUUUCCUACACUGUGAAAAGUGUCAUUUGUACCUUCACAAUUUAAUGCAGAAAACUCACACGUGCCAAGUUUGUGGACAUUCUUCCCACAGUCCUUCUAAUUAUGGUCAAAUAUCCCCACAGUCCUUAACUAAAAAUGACAAAAGUUCUGCGGUUGUGUUCGAACGUGACAUUUGUUCUGAAUUCAAUGUCACUGAACAGCAUGCCCCAACACUAGUCCUAAAAUGCAUUCAAGAAAUAGAACUACGUGCCAGGCAAUGUACAGAUAUUGAUUUGUACUCUUUGUACAAAACAUCAGUUCCAUGUCAUAAUUUUCCAAGUUUGAAAAACAAGCUAAGUGAAGAUCCAAAAAAUGUGGAUCUUAAAGGUUACUCUCUCCCAACUGUCAUAAGUGCCUUAAUCAGUUACUUGCGAGAGCUGCCAAAUCCUGUUAUACCGGUGCAAAAUUAUGAAAAAUUCAUUGAAGCUUCAAAAAUUCCAAUGGACAAGCAGUGUGCCAUGUACAUAGGAGAACUUGUUCAACAGCUUCCAGUUCAUCACAAGGUCACUUUGCAAACACUAAUGGCCCAUUUUUGCAGAAUAUGCUGCCUACAAUAUUCAAGGGGAAUCAGAAGUACUCCAAAUGCCAUAAUUCGAGUUCUUAGUCAUACCUUAUUGAGACCAUCUUGGGAAAAUAUUGCGUCAAUUGUUCAAAAUUCUGAAGCGCAUACUAGAAUAGUGAAACUAUUACUUCUUAAAGGAGAAUGGGGUGAAAAACUACCAGACUUUUCAUCCCAAACAGCUCAACCACCUCACAAAUAUGUAGUUAUGGAAGCAAAACAUACUCCCUUUUCCCUUACAGACUUUGAAAAUAUUGUCAGUACUGAAGAUUGUUAUAGCCAUGAGGAUAAGGACCUAUUGGAAGCAGAGUGGUUUUGGGGUGAUAUUACGAGGGAAGAAGUGAAUGAAAAAUUGGCAACAGCUUGUGAUGGCACAUUCCUUGUUCGCAAUUCUUCUAAUAAAGGGUCAGGGGAAUAUACUUUAACAUUAAGGAAAGAUGGAAGCUGCAAACUUAUAAAAAUUUUCCACAAGAAUGGGAAAUAUGGUUUUUCUGACCCACUUUCAUUUUCAUCGGUUGUGGAAUUGAUAACCCACUACCAACACGUAUCUCUGGCCCACUAUAACCAAACUUUAGACAUUAAGCUGAUGCAUCCUUACUCCAGAUCAUCUUCUCAGGCUUGUACUAGUGAAAACUCGGAUUCAAGUCGAAAAGCUUUAAAAUCAUUAAAUACAGAGUUUACGAAUGCAUCCCAACUGUAUGACAAAUUUUACAAAGACCAUGAAAAAAUGCAGAAUGAGAUCUCUGUUAAAGAAAGCUUGUUAGAUGCUGUUAAUGAUUAUGUUGUGAUGUUGAAAAGCCAGCUAGAUCGUUGCCAAAUACAACCCAAAGAAAUGACCUCGUGUGUUGGAAAUAUUGAUGCCAUUCAGAGACAAAUCGUAAUACUGCAAGGACAUCAAAGAGAUUUGGAUUUCAGUUUAAAACACCAGCUAUCGUAUUGCCGCUCUUUAGAACGAGAAAUGUCUCCUCUAAAACCUAAAUUGAUUCAACUAACUAAACAAAAAGAGCAACUCAGCAGCACUUCUGUCAAAGAUCUACCCCAUAAUGACGAAUCCACUUGGUUGAUUGAAAACUAUUCCAGGAGUGAUGCGGAGAAACUGCUGGCUGGUAGAGCAAAUGGAACCUUUCUGAUCAGAAACAGUCGCACUGGAGAUUAUGCUCUGUCAAUAAUAGUAAAUGGUGUAGUUGGUCAUUGUUUGAUUCAUAAAACUGAGAAUGGGGUUGGAUUUGCAGAACCCUAUCAUGCCUUCCCCACACUGAAAAGCUUGGUGCUUCACUAUGCGCAGACAUCUCUCGAAGAACACAAUGAAUCCCUGAAGACGACAUUAACUUACCCUGCACUCACGCUUGAAGGUGAUCAGUACCUGAGCUUGUGACCGGUUAAAAUCUCAUUCCCUUGCAUAUGAAUUACAAAGUGGAAAUCCUCAUUGGAAGUUCACAAACCUAAAUCUUGUUGGUGGCUCUCGAAGAAACUCAAUCUAAAUAUUUUUGAUUGGACCAGAAGGGGCAAAAAACUGUUUUAGACGGUGCUACUGAAAAUAUUGUAAUUUUCAAGUUCUGCAAGUUUGGAGAUGUGCAAGAGAUAUAUUUUUUUAAGGAUGAACUUUUGAUUAUUUUAUCCCCGACAUCCAUUGCUGACAAAGGAGAUGCUAUAUUAACUUGAUCCUGUAUUAAAUUAAUUUUGGAAUCCAUUUUACCAACUUCCAGAAACUCUCGGUUGAAAAUGAACUGUUGUCAGAUUACCAGAUGGUGAGCGUAUAUUGUCCAAAGAAUGCUUCAAACAAUAAGAUCUUUGCUGUGAUAACUAAGAAAAUACUUAGAAAUUCUGAUAAAUGUACUUAUUGGUUUAAAAACAAACCAAUUUCUGUUCUAAUUGGAAUUUGAAACAUUUGGCUGCCAUUCCCAAAUGAAAACUAAAAUGUAAAUAUGUUUAUGUAGUUCGUCAUAGACUAUACUGCUUAAAAUUACAGUGUUUUAUAUGAAACUAAAUGUUUACAGUUAAACAUCUAGUUGUAAAUAUGUGAAAAAUUUUCACUCAAAUAAUCAUUUAGUUUCCUUUCAUUUUUAAAGUGGGAUGAAUAAAGAAUUUCCUGCUUUUUCAAGGUUUUCAUCCAGUUCAUCUCUUAUUCCAUUUGAUGAAAAUUUCAUUGCAUUAUUGAUUGGAAAGUCAGAAAAUUAAGCCAUCUUGAAAUUGAAACCAACAAAUCGUUUCCACAUUUUCCAACAGUAAUAGCUCUUAUGUUUCAUAUAAAUGAGAAAAAUGUUGAAUUCUGUAUUUGAUUAUUCCUUAAAUACCCAAAUUUGAUCACGCUCUGUUUUAUAGAAGAUUUAUUAUUUUUUUCCGUUUUUCUUCAGUUCUCUGCAAUAUUACUUAUUAUAAUUAAAAAUGAUCUAUUUUGUUUUAUGCAUUUAUUUGUUGAUUAAAUUACAGAUAUUUAGAUUUUGUUAAUUGCAGAUAUUUUUGUAGAUGAAAUUGUACUUAUGUAUGGAACAUCUUGCUUCUAUCAAAAUUUUGAAACGUUAACUAGUCACUGAGUAGUAUCAUUCUAUGUUAGAACAUAGUGUUGAAUUUUGGUGGUUAUUUUAUCUUGCAAAGUUUUAAAAUUCACUUUUUAAAAAAAUAUUCCAACAAAAUCUAUCUUGUGAUAUUCAGCUAUGUAUGUGUGUGUUACGAUAUUGGUGUUGAUUAGGAGUGCUUUAUGUGGAUUCUUUUUCACAUUUUUGUCCAUCAAAAUUCUGAAAAACUAAAAAAUGUCCAUCUUUUCUGUGAAGAGUACAAAGAUCUGGGUUUACACCCAGAAAUUUCAUAAAUACUUUAAUAAAAGUUGUUUUUCAUA
Molecule: messenger RNA, 4085 nt
Organism: Uloborus diversus
Lineage: Eukaryota; Metazoa; Arthropoda; Arachnida; Araneae; Uloboridae
Product: phosphatidylinositol 3-kinase regulatory subunit gamma-like
Exons: 18
Coding region: 342-2624 (760 amino acids)
Biological process (GO): phosphatidylinositol phosphate biosynthetic process; insulin receptor signaling pathway
Cellular component (GO): phosphatidylinositol 3-kinase complex
Molecular function (GO): 1-phosphatidylinositol-3-kinase regulator activity
Source: RefSeq, a predicted model, not a curated record